Messenger RNA from Drosophila rhopaloa, 3167 nucleotides. RefSeq names its product protein dimmed (gene dimm). Gene Ontology annotation, molecular function: protein dimerization activity. The record is from RefSeq and is a predicted model, not a curated record. Lineage: Eukaryota; Metazoa; Arthropoda; Insecta; Diptera; Drosophilidae.
CAGCGCUUCCGCGUUUCCGGUACUCGUAGUGCGCUCCGUUUCGUUACUUGGUUCACUUCGCGAAUAUAAAAUAAUAAUUUCCAGCGGUGCGGAAAUGUUCCAAAAUUGUUUAGAAAAGCCAAGAAUGACCAAAAGUUAUUGUGUUUAUUGAGACAAAGAUUAAGGGUUAUAAACCAAGUGGGAAUAAAUUUAAAUAAUACCCAAUAUAACCCAAAAAGUGUGAGAAAAGUGUUUUUGAGUGUUGUAAAAAAUCCUGAAAUUACUAAAGACUUCUCGUGUUCCGGUCUAUUUGGGAAGUUUGAGUCAACAUGGAUGCCUCGCAGCUAACGGAACUGAUGAGCAGUCAUGAUUUCAUGCAGUUGCAACAUCAGUUGCAUCACAACAACAACAACUACAACACAGACGGACACAAUGGACUAUCUUCGGAAUCGGCGGAGGGUAGUUCGCGGCCAGUGCGACGUGCCACCAGACGCACCUCACAGUUAAGCAAUAACACCUACGACCUGGAGAUGACGGACUCCAGUUCGCAGAGCGACGACACGAGCGGUGGGGGCGGCAGCAGCAAUGGAGGAGGCAGUGCCACCAACACUGGCCAGGGAUCAGGGGGAUCGGGGGCUGGGUCAGGGGGCAGCCUGGGUCGCGGGCGGGGCCAGCAGACAAGCUCCGGUGCCUGCCCCUCGACCCUCACCCCCAACAGUGCCAACUCCAGCUCCUCCAAUGCCAACGCCAAUGCAAAUCGACGGAGGAAGGGCGCUCUGAAUGCCAAGGAGCGGAAUAUGCGGCGACUGGAGUCCAACGAAAGGGAGCGAAUGCGGAUGCACAGCCUCAACGAUGCCUUUCAGUCGCUGCGCGAGGUCAUCCCGCACGUGGAGAUGGAGCGGCGGCUGUCGAAGAUCGAAACACUGACGCUGGCCAAGAACUACAUCAUCAAUCUGACGCACAUAAUACUCUCCAAGCGGAACGAGGAGGCGGCUGCCCUGGAGCUCAACUCGGGAGCCGUGGGCGGAGUGCUGCUCUCGAAUCUCACGGCUGAAGGCGGAGGAACGGGAACUACUAGUGCCACGACGCUCUGCUUCGAGGAUGCCCUGGCCAACGGAAGUGCCUUCGACUGUGCCCUCCUGGCGGCCACCGAUGGCAGUCUCCUGAACGCCGCCGCCGUGACCGCCAGUCCCGCGAUGCAGAGCCUCCAGCAGCCCCAGGCGAUGCACAUGCAGACGCCGCUGGAGCAGCAGCAGCAGCAACAGCAGCAGCAGCAGUCCAGUCACCUGCCCCACCACCAGCAGCAGGCGAUCCAUGGCCAUGGGGGCCACAUGGGAGCCACCAUGAUGCAGUCACAACAGCAGCAGCAGCAACAGCAACAGCCGCCCACGCUCAUACUCAAUGGCAGUACCUCAGUGGGCGUGGGCGUUGGAAUUGGGGUGGGAGUGGGCGUGGGAGUGGGGGUGGGAGUGGUCAACAAUGCCACCAGUUUUGCCGAUAUCAACGAUAACUUCGACGAGCCGUUUCGGGAGUUUCUUUAAAUGGGUUUUGCGUGAUCCCAACGAUAGUCACACUUGUAUAAAAACAAUAGAAAGCUCAAAUUUAUAUUACCUUUAGAUGAUUUUCGCGAGAACGAUAUUUAUGAGUUAUUAACAUUUUUUAAAUGAUAAACAUUUUUGCAAUAAAGCUUUGUAAAUAAUAGAACCAGGGACUACUCCCACUUAACAUUUUCAUUUUAAAUAAUAAUGCCCUUAAUAACUACUUGAAAAUAAUUUAAAUCGAAAGAAUACUUUUUAAUUUUUGUGUGUCGUUAAUCGAAAAUUUUGAAAUAGUUUGGUUGACAAAAUAACGUUUUAACAAAUCUGUAACUAAUCUUGAAAUAUCAGCAAAUAUACGUAUACUUUAAUUAGGAGAUAAAACACUACAACAAAUAUGGAAAAAAAGAUGUUGGCAAACUUAGGGUUACCGAACACAAAUAAGAUUUAAUUAAGUAAGUAAAUUAGUCAAAACACAUAUAUAUACACUACUAUUCUCCGUUCUAACAUCCAAGUCAAAUGCAUUGUAAUAUAUACAUUUCAUUUAUAUAAACAUAAUUAUAUUAUAACAGAGAGAAGAAACGUUUUAUGUAAGCUAAAGGUAUACAAGAUCUUUAAUGUCUUGCUUUAUAUCUUUACCAUUUUGUUUCUCAUUUGAAAUUUUUUUAUUACACAUUUUAAAGAGUUUAAGGAGUUUAAUUCCGAAGCCAAUUUUUCAGUUAUUAUUUAUAUUUUAAAUUUUUUAAAAAUAAUAACCUUUUGAGGACAUAAAAAUUAAAUUUAAAAUAUUUUAGGUUAAAUACGUUAGUAAGUCGAUUAUAAGAAAAAUGGUUGCCCACAACUUAAUUUUGUUUUUCAGAGAGGUUCCACAUUCAUUGUGCCCACUCACAUACACCCUAUAUAUAUAUAUGUAUAAUUGUCAGCAAUAGCAACAACAACAAGGAAUCAAUUACCGUUAACUAGCAGUCCUGGCGUCUGACUCUAAGGAAUGACGGUCUACAAAGUGUCGCCCCCGAUAAGUUAAUUUACCACCCAUGAUCUUUUUAAUGCACUUGAAACUUACCAAGGAUAUAUGUAUGUUUGUAUAGGGAAAUGGGAGGGGAUACAAGGGGGAGGGUAAGGGUGAUGGUGAAGAAUUAACACACAAAACAAUUAACACACCGAAACGUUGAAUGGCUCACUGAAAUUGGCACACUUCCGUUAUGGCGCGCCAUACCGAAAACACGGUGGGCGGAAAAAGGACACCGAUAUCAAGGAUACUAACGCUCGGACGGUAAACAGUAAUAAAAUAACGGUGCUCAGUGGGUGUCGAACUCGGGGGAUAGAGUCAGAGUGCGUAGUUGUGUGUGUGAGUGUGUUAGUCAGGGGUGAAUGGGAAUUCUGGGGUCUUAGCAAUAAUUAAGUGAAAAAUAGUAGUUGGGGUGGCUCUUUCCUCUCGGGUGUCGAGUUAAGCUUGUUGAUUAUGUUUGAUUAUUUAGCUUGAACACGAACAUAAACACAGGCCAACUAAUUUUAAAGGGAUAUUUUUUUUGGUUCAGAACAAAACCACAACGCAUUUUUGAUAUAGUUUCACAUAGAUUUUUAUACAAAUAUUAUAAUCCAGACUAGUUAUUUUAAUGAUUUUAUCAGUAUUUUAUCUGUUUUAAAUUUAUA